ACACUUCUUGUGAAUCACUUGUGAUGCUGACCACAGAUAUGAUUCAUGUCUAGUCUUUGAUCAUAUCUGCAAUAAAUUGUAAAUCAAUUGAUAUUUUGUGGCAAAAAUGCCGAAUACAAGUGAAUUCGGUUCCCAACUGUCCAUCGGAUCCAAUACCUCCAAGUCAUCCAACACUAAGAGCGAGUCCGUCAAAGUGAUAGUCCGUUGCCGACCGAUGAGCGACAAGGAGGUGAAGGGCGGACACAAACAGAUAAUAGACAUGUAUUGCGACAGAGGAGUCAUUCAGAUCCAUAAGCCAUUGGCCGCUGAGGAGGAGUCGCCAAAGAUCUUCACUUUCGAUGCCGUCUAUGACUGGAACUCAAACCAAACGGAUCUCUACGAAGAGAUAUUCCGACCAUUAGUUGAUUCAGUGCUCGAGGGCUUCAACGGAACGGUCUUUGCUUACGGACAGACCGGCACUGGAAAGACGUUCACAAUGGAGGGCUCGGCAGACAAACCCGGGAUUAUUCCCAAUUCGUUUGAACAGAUCUUCAGUUGUAUCGCUCGAUCACAUAAUCAGCAAUAUUUGGUCCGAAGCUCUUAUCUGGAGAUAUAUCAGGAGGAGAUCAAGGAUUUGCUGUCCAAAGACCAGAGCCUAAGACUUGAACUCAAAGAACGGCCCGAUAUUGGAGUUUAUGUGAAGGACUUGUCAUCGUUUGUGUGCAAAAGCAUCAAAGAGAUCGAACACGUGAUGUCUUGUGGUCACCAAAACCGUAGUGUCGGCGCCACUAACAUGAAUGAGCACUCGUCCCGAUCUCACGCUAUAUUCAUCAUAACUAUAGAGCACUCGGAGGAAGGGGUUGACGGACAGAACCACAUAAGAGUCGGGAAAUUAAAUUUAGUUGAUUUGGCCGGAAGUGAGAGACAGGCGAAGACGGGAACUGUGGGUCAGAGACAGAAGGAAGCGAUUAAAAUAAAUCUGUCGUUGUCUGCGUUGGGGAACGUUAUCUCAUCGCUGGUCGACGGGAAGAGUACUCACAUCCCAUACCGAGACUCAAAGUUGACGCGUCUUUUGCAGGACUCAUUGGGCGGUAAUGCGAAGACAGUGAUGGUCGCCAACAUAGGGCCCGCCUCUUAUAACUACGAGGAGUCCCUAACGACACUCAGGUAUGCAAACAGAGCCAAAAACAUCAAAAACAGUCCCCGAGUUAAUGAGGACCCGAAGGACGCGCUGCUCAGAGAAUUUCAGUCAGAGAUUGAAAAACUGAAACAACAAUUGAUGGAUAAGAGGAAACGAAAAGAGAAUAGACUUUCCGGUGGUCUCAGCGAUGAUCAGAUGAUUCAAUCCUUAGAGAGUACGCCUGCCAUAGACACGGAAGCAGUUGAGAGACUCCAGACAAAGAUCAAAGCCAUGGAAAGCAAACUAUUGGUCGGCGGCAAGAAUAUUGUCGAUCACACGAAUCAACAGCAGAAAGAAUUGGAGCUCAAGAACGUGAAGGAAGUGAAUGCUCGGGAGCGCCGGGAGUUGGAGAACAUGCAGAACGAGUUGAUGAAGGACUUGAAACUCAAGUAUUUAAUUAUUGAUAACUUCAUACCAAUCGAAGAGAAAAACAAACUCUUGAGUCGUAUUGUCUUCGAUGACGACGAAGAGAACUGGAAGAUAGUGAAGACGCCGAGCACUGAGAGUUCAUCUAUAUCCUCACUCUUAUAUUACCUGACGCUCGACCUGUACUCGUGGGCAUGGUGUUUCCUGAUGUUGCGAGGGUCUGAGAGUGGCCGAGUGAGGGCUGCGCUCGAGAACGCUCUGAAACGGGAGGACGACAUCGACGUUGAGAUCAAUUCAAUACCGGCGCCCACUUCUCGCCGAAAGGGAAAGGAAAAGGAGUCGCCGAACGGCAAUAUACUGCGACCGCUAACUGCCCUUAAGAUUUCCAAUCGAAGUUCGUCUCGAAAUUUAUGCGAACGGCCGGACACUGCGAGUGCCAUGGUCAGGAAGGGAGUCCGCUCUCCUGAGUAA
Messenger RNA from Oppiella nova, 1996 nucleotides. NCBI's taxonomy places the organism in Eukaryota, Metazoa, Arthropoda, Arachnida, Sarcoptiformes, Oppiidae. The record is from the annotation of a GenBank genome assembly.